Radiomyces spectabilis is the source of this 3457-nucleotide messenger RNA. RefSeq names its product P-loop containing nucleoside triphosphate hydrolase protein. The coding region runs from base 176 to 3412 and encodes 1078 amino acids. NCBI's taxonomy places the organism in Eukaryota, Fungi, Mucoromycota, Mucoromycetes, Mucorales, Radiomycetaceae. The record is from RefSeq and is a predicted model, not a curated record. The transcript has 12 exons. Gene Ontology annotation, molecular function: ATP binding; ATP-dependent chromatin remodeler activity.
UGUCACACAGAAUAUCGGUCAAUUAGAGUUGUCCAAUUUUUUGACAAGCAUUUCCAUCAAAAAAAUAGUGUCAAUUUUCCAACUGAAACAUUAGUGUCAGGUAAAUGAAAAAAAAAAAAAAAAUAUCCUAUUGACGCUAGCGCGAUCCGGUGGAGAUGUCACUUGAACGUUUGCCAUGGAGAUUCCGGCGGGGGCCGUUGAUCUUGAGCUGUCACACGCGGGCCAUACACCCACGCUUGAAUGGCAGCCGUUUCGUGCGGAUCAAUGGACGGUAUUGCCAGAGUACCAAACAUAUGUUACCUUGAUCGACCGACUGCAAAAGCGACGACGCAUGCGAGCCAUGGGCCGAUGCAUCCGUUCUAACAUUCUGCGCGUACAGAUCUUUCUCUAUAUUAUUGAUGAAUCCGGUUAUGUGCCUCCCAUGGGGUCGUACGGUCGGGUCUUUCUCGAAUUUAUGCAACGCUUGAAUCGCGAUCCACACCACUUUGACGGAAUCUUGACAGAUCAACAUAGCCAUCAGAGCGUCUUCCCUACUGAAUCCAAGAAAACACUGUUGGACAUGUUUAUUGAGAUCCCCUCUCCGUGUGAAAAGCCGUUACCAGACUGUGAUGAGCCGAACCUUUUGCAUUUUCUUCAUGAUUGUACGGUCAAGGAUUGUCCUGACGGCAUGAAAACAUCCUUGUACAGAUACCAAAAAAACGCUGUUUGGAAAAUAUUGCAGCGAGAGCUGGCGCCUCAAAAGGUGGUUGAUGCAGCCAACAUCCCCAUGGUUUCCGUCGACAAUACACCGUAUUACUUCGAUCAGCUAUUAUUCACUCUCACUGCGCAUCCUCCAUUGGAACGCGAUAUCCAGGGUGGGAUCAUUUGUGAAGACAUGGGGACUGGCAAGACAUGUAUAUGCUUAGCUGUGAUCAUGGCUACCAAGGAUUUAUCUCAUUCAUUGCAACGAGAUCACAUUAUGAAGACGGAUAUUCCCAAAACAUCGCUACGCAACAUUGCCGCCGAUCAGAUACUGCGCCACGGCGUAUCCUGGCGAGGGUAUGGAAAUCCACUGCCGUUUGAUGCUAUUGAUUUGAUGAAACAACAUCCUGCCUAUUAUGAAUGGACCGAUGUUCCUUACUCGUUCUACGAUCGUCCACGUCGUCGAGAAAUUGAAAUACCCGUCAUGCGUGUUUACGGUUCGCACGCUACGCUCGUUGUCGUACCCGAUAAUUUGGUGGCGCAAUGGACAGGCGAAGUUUACAAGCAUAUUCAAGAUACCCAGAUGGAUUUUCUUAUAUUGGACGAUCCCAAAAAGAAGGUCCCCGAAGCCACCUCUCUGAUCGGUUACGACAUGGUUUUGAUAAGCCAAACUCGAUUUUCACGUGAACACGCUGCCGGAGGGUUUGAUUUUGAAGGCAUUCCGCGGAUAUGUCAAUGCCCUUAUAUUGGUGCGACCCGUAUCCGUGAUUGCCAUUGUCCGCCGCUGACGGCAGAACAAGCCUACAUUUCGCCAUUGUUACAGGUGCAUUGGAAGCGAAUGAUUGUUGAUGAGGGCCAUCGAUUGUCUACCAAAAAUAAGCAAUCCGAAUUGUCAGCGAAACUGUUCUCAACGUGGAAAUGGAUAUGUACUGGUACUCCGACCCAGAACCUCACCGAAUCGGCCGCGGUCUACAAUCGAAGACAAGAAGGCCAAGUGGAUGAUUUAAAUCGACUGGGGUUAUUGCUUGGUCCGGUUCUGCAGAUGGAGCCAUUUUAUUCAGAUCGAAAGUUGUGGAAUAUUAUGGUCACAAAGCCUUUCAUGUCUGGCAAACCGUGGGCCGCCAGCAAGAUGCAAAAUGUCAUGAGUCGAUGCAUGAUCCGCAACCGCCGACAAGAUAUCGAAGCUGAAGUCAAGCUGCCGCCGUUGCAUCAGAGAAAAGUCUUUCUCGAUUUUGAUUAUUAUCAAUGGCUGGCUCACAAUUGUCAGAUUGCGAUGAUUGGACUGAAUGCGAUUUUAUCCAAACGUGAAGGUCCGGAUUAUCUGUUUUCGAAAAACAAUACCAAAGCGUUGCGUGAAACGGUGCAUAAUUUGUGGCAGAGCUGCUUGUGGCAUUCCAUUGAUCUCCGAUGGUUGCAGGCUUCGUACGAGAAUUGUAUCGAAAAAAUCCAUGAUGUCGAUUGCGGACGUGAAGAUUAUGGCGAUGAUGAUACCGUGCUUCGACAAAUUCAACAGGUCCUGAAGCGGGCUUUAGACGAUAAAAUGUUUAUGCAGAUGAUGACCCAACAUUCGCCUUCCUUUGUGGUUCAGGGGCUUCCGAACCUGAUGAAACAAAAGUGGGGAUGGGUACACGGGGACCAUGGCGCUUACGAACCUCUGGGAACCAUGCCUUGGGAGGAUCACUGUAUCGUGAACGGCGACAUUGUCAUUGAUCUCAUGCACGACGUGUUGGAAGCCAAGGACGAGUUCAAAAACCUGUAUGUGUACAAUGGCACGACCGAUACACUGGAAAGCACCCAGACGUUCUACAAAAAGGAGAAAAAGGCCGCCGCUGAACAAAAUAAAAAGCCGCUAUCUCUGGAUCUGUCCGAACCCAAGGGAGCCAAGGAAACCGAGGAACCGGUUGAACAGCAGCUGACGUUCUACACGGGCAAUGCCUUUUCGGACGCGCGUGUACUCUGCAGCACCAGUAGCAAGAUCAACUAUUUGGUGAAUGAAAUAUGCAAAUACCAAGCUCAAGAGAAAUGCAUCGUCUUUUCGCAACACUACAAUGAAAUUCAGGAAAUAUAUCUCGCCCUGAAACUGGCCAAAAUUCGCACUCUCAUGUAUCUCGACAGUCGUAUGUCCAAUGCUGCGCGAUCGCAGGCUAUUUUGACGUUUAAUACGUCUGAGAAUGCUAAUGUCAUUAUUAUGGCCGUUCAGCGGGCCGCUUUUGGUAUUGAUCUAUCGUCGGCUACGCGCGUGUAUUUUGUGAGUCCAGUAUGGCAGCUGGCAAUGGAACAACAGGCGAUCAAACGUGCCCAUCGUAUCGGUCAAACGAAACCUGUGUAUAUCGAGACCCUGAUUAUUCGAGAUACCAUCGAAGAUGAGCUGCUCAAGCGGCGCGAGGUUGUAUCACAGACACAGCAAGAGGAAUCCAGUGACUAUGCAAAGACCACUGAAUUUUACAGUGACACCAAACUACGGGGAAUCCUGAACCACGCUAGAUUUGUUCCCUUGCCUAACCACAUCACGUAUUCACCAACCGAUCAAGCGUUUCAUCAAAAGAUCACUUUGCUGAAAGCACCCCUCUACUUUAUGCCUUCCAGAAAACAGGAUCAGGAAAUUGGCAAAGUGCCUGCGACCGAAACCCCACCGGUACUGGACCACGAGACGCUGGACGUUGAACUUGUGGAAGAAGACGCCAAACAAGAGAAACCAAAAAAGAAGAGGAAGGUCACUUUUGCUAUUUAAGAUAGCAGCAAUUUUUCCAUAAAAUUACUUAUUAAUAUACCCAAG